UGAACACAAUACCAUCUGGCCACACCCUCCACCAAGUUCACCCUCCUUCCUUCAUAACGACAGGGGUUCCUUGCUUGGCCUCCCCAGCACAGAUUCAGUCACACACACACACACACACACACACACACACGUUCUGUGGUUAUAUCAGGGUUGAGGGCAGAAGGGUGGCUUUGUCAUGAGGGUCUUCAUCGUUUUUGACGGUUCCUGCGAGCCCUUUGACGUCUCUCCGGACCAAACCGUGGGUGCCGUAAAACUGAUGGUCAAGAAUUACUUCCACGUGCAACUGUCACACGACAACCAGUUGAGGCACUCCAUGGAGCUGAGCUGCGCUGGCGCCCUCCUUCAGGACAGCUGGGUUCUGACUGAUGUUGGCAUCGCUCCCAGCAGCGUCAUCCGCUGUUGGCUAAAGGAGGAACAAACGCAGGUGGUGCGAGUUUUCAGUGGUGUGACGGGGGAGACCCUCUCAGUCACGGGUUCGGUGUUUCUCCUGAGCGCCUCGGUGGCUCGUCUCAAAACCUUAGUGUCCCAACUGUGUGGCCUCCCCGUCGGCUCCUUCAGACUGAGCUCUCCCGCCGGUCGGCAGCUCUUCGACCUCAACCAGCUCCGCGACUAUUCAAUUGACGUGGGCGCUACUCUGCGGUUGGACACCUGGGAUGGGUGGGCGGAGUUCCUGCGAGGCUGUUUCCACGGACACCAACUGAUCGUCCAGCAACACUUGUCUAAGGAGAGACCUGAGAUGAGGUUCCAGCUGCGGGUGGCGCUCUACAUCGCUGCGUCUCUGGGCCACCUGGUCCUGGCCAGCUGGCUGCUGGAGCGGGGGGUGUGUGCCGACGAACCGGUGGGGGUCCACCCUCACCGCGAGUGGUGCCACCGCAUGGCCCACCCCGAUGCCGCCAAGUGUCCCGCCGUCGUAGCGGCAGAGAAUGGCCAGCUACUCAUCCUCAAACUCUUCAUUAACGCCAGUGUCCUGACCCUGGCCUGCCGGGAUCCCCGGGGCCGCGACCCGCUGAAGAUUGCCCUCCGCCACGGCCACAGGGAGUGCGUGCGUCACCUGGCAACCAAGCUGUGCUCUGUGGUGGCCCUCCCAGGUCUGGCCCUCCCCAUGCGGACAUACAUCCAGGUGAAGCUCUGGGUGAGGCGGGGGCAGGGGAGGGUGGCGUCCAGGUACUGCCUGGGCCUCAGGACUCCAUUCAGGACCAGGGUAGGUGACACGGUCCUGGUGGACGGUUUCAGCCCCCCCACGAUGUCCUCUAAGCCCCAGAGGGAGGAGGCAAAGACAGGUCCCAGGGUCACAUCCAAAGCCUGCCAACCUCUGACCUCUGUCAACGGCCCUCCUGGUGUAUCCUGUCUGUCCCCUGCCCUGGCAUCCCAGGAUGCAUCUCUACGAUGGCCAAAGCUACAACCUGUGGCCACUGGGGAUGGAAGAGAGAGGAGGAGAAGGAAGAAGAAGGAAUAUGGAGGGAGGGUAUGGAAGGUGGGUGAGACUGAAGGUCAGAACAGCAACCAAUGGAUGAGCAGAGUCCCGCUCCCGCCCAUCUCCCGAGACACCAAUCCGAGACCUUUGUUUAUCACCUCUUCACCAAACUCCUCCCAGAUCCUCACCAGCUCGAUGGAGUUCUUUUCACGGCACUGUGGCCGGACACCCAGAGAAAAUGCCAUAUAUUGUUUGUCCUUAGCCAGCGCCUUCACAGAGAGAUCAUGGCUACGGCAGCUUGAUGUAGCGCGGACUCUGGCCAGGAGGAGUGUACAGAACAUGGGGUUGACACCAGGGUCGGGCUGAAACAAAGAGGGAACACGUUGCUAUUGUCCAAUGAACAACUGGCAUCUGGUGUCUCACCAGCAAAUGUAAAAAUAUUCAAUUCAACAUCUCAAAGUUUCAGUGGCUAUUUGUGAUAACCACGUUGAAUUGAAUCAUUUCUUUUCUUUUUGGAAUUGUAUAAAUUGUACUGUCUAUUCUAGAGUCACUCAUUUCAACUAAUGUUAUUGUUUACCGUGCGCUUGACUUGGGUUCCACUUUUUUGUUCAUAGAAAUCCUAGCUUCCUCCUAAUUAAAUGUAGAACUGACGAAGGCCCACAAUGGUUAAAACCAAUAAUAUAGAUCACAUUACUGUAGUAAACUCUGUGACUGCAUUUUUAUGGGGAUCAUAAUUUGUUGCUCAUGUUAACAGCUGUGCAGUGACAAAAGAAAAUCUGCUUUGAAUGGAUUGUAGACUAUUCCAUGCCCCUGGUGCACAGUAGAAGGCAGUCUUGUCAAAUUCUGUAAAUGUCUCUGGAACUUUAAGUAUCAACAAGGAGUCCUCAACAAAAAAAAUUUUGUACAAUGGGACAGGAACUCUGGGCAGGUAACUCAGUGGGGAUGGGAGUACUGGAUGAAGUCUCAUUCUGACUGGCUUCAUUUUAAAGUAGGUGUUGGAGAGAUGGAGCGUGAAGAAGGGAGUGUUCAUAUUUUUUGGCUGAGAGCACUCCUAUAGCGGACUUGUGCCAAAAUCUUCUAGCAUGGAACCAAAGAGGUCAGUUGUCAUUAAGAGCUUUUCUUAGGGAAUGAAUUACACAGAAUGUCCAUACCUGCAUUUUUUC
Molecule: messenger RNA, 2577 nt
Organism: Esox lucius (northern pike)
Lineage: Eukaryota; Metazoa; Chordata; Actinopteri; Esociformes; Esocidae
Product: protein ANKUB1
Exons: 6
Coding region: 176-1780 (534 amino acids)
Molecular function (GO): protein binding
Source: RefSeq, a predicted model, not a curated record